Gorilla gorilla gorilla (western lowland gorilla) is the source of this 1239-nucleotide messenger RNA. Its product is annotated as glutathione S-transferase theta-1. Gene Ontology annotation, cellular component: cytoplasm. The record is from RefSeq and is a predicted model, not a curated record. Gene Ontology annotation, molecular function: glutathione transferase activity. The transcript has 5 exons. Bases 86 to 955 code for a protein of 289 amino acids. NCBI's taxonomy places the organism in Eukaryota, Metazoa, Chordata, Mammalia, Primates, Hominidae. Gene Ontology annotation, biological process: glutathione metabolic process.
CGUGGUCUGAGGUCCGAGACCCGAGUCCUGGCACUGGAGUUUGCUGACUCCCUCUGGUUUCCGGUCUGGUCGGUCGGUCCCCGCUAUGGGCCUGGAGCUGUACCUGGACCUGCUGUCCCAGCCCUGCCGCGCUGUUUACAUCUUCGCCAAGAAGAACGACAUUCCCUUCGAGCUGCGCAUCGUGGAUCUGAUUAAAGGAGCCCUUCCAGUCUUUGCCAACCAGGAGUGCAGACUGGUGGGAAGAAGAGCUGUGAAACUGGGGCCAGAGCAUUGCAGGGAGGGGCACAGGCCAUGGCGGGCUCAGCGUUCUCCUCCCACCACCCACCAUGCUGGACUCUUCCCAGGUCAGCACUUAAGCGAUGCCUUUGCCCAGGUGAACCCCCUCAAGAAGGUGCCAGCCUUGAAGGACGGGGACUUCACCUUGACGGAGAGUGUGGCCAUCCUGCUCUACCUGACGCGCAAAUAUAAGGUCCCUGACUACUGGUACCCUCAGGACUUGCAGGCCCGUGCCCGUGUGGAUGAGUACCUGGCAUGGCAGCACACGACUCUGCGGAGAAGCUGCCUCCGGGCCUUGUGGCAUAAGGUGAUGUUCCCUGUUUUCCUGGGUGAGCCAGUAUCUCCCCAGACACUGGCAGCCACCCUGGCAGAGUUGGAUGUGACCCUGCAGUUGCUCGAGGACAAGUUCCUCCAGAACAAGGCCUUCCUUACUGGUCCUCACAUCUCCUUAGCUGACCUCGUAGCCAUCACGGAGCUGAUGCAUCCCGUGGGUGCUGGCUGCCAAGUCUUCGAAGGCCGACCCAAGCUGGCCACAUGGCGGCAGCGCGUGGAGGCAGCAGUGGGGGAGGACCUCUUCCAGGAGGCCCAUGAGGUCAUUCUGAAGGCCAAGGACUUCCCACCUGCAGACCCCACCGUAAAGCAGAAGCUGAUGCCCUGGGUGCUGGCCAUGAUCCGGUGAGCUGGGAAACCUCACCCUUGCACUGUCCUCAGCAGUCCACAAAGCAUUUUCAUUUCUAAUGGCCCAUGGGAGCCAGGCCCAGAAAGCAGGAAUGGCUUGCCUAAGACUUGCCCAAGUCCCAGAGCGCCUCACCUCCCAAAGCCACCAUCCCCACCCUGUCUUCCACAGCCGCCUGAAAGCCACAAUGAGAAUGAUGCACACUGAGGCCUUGUGUCUUUUAAUCACUGCAUUUCAUUUUGAUUUUGGAUAAUAAACCUGGGCUCAGCCUGAGCCUCUGCUUCUAA